CAGAAACCAGAAAACUGUAGUAGACACAUAAAAUUUCCCAGCACAAGACUGAUUUUCACUGACAAUGAAACAGAGUAAGAGACAAGACAAAACAGGAAGAAUGGUAAACACCAUCUACAAAUGGAGCAAGACUGACUGCCUAAGCAAACCAGGGAAAUUAAAGACAUGAGACUUCAAAGCCGACUCCAGCUAGCGAGGGGUCAGAUGAGUUGUCUUUCUGUUCAGGUUUUGUGAGCUAUUUAAAACUACAGACGUAUCUGAAUUUGUACACAAAGUAACAACUUUGGUAAAGUUUUGAACUUGAUGAACUUUGUUUUCUUCUGUUUCAGGUGGGUCUUUAAAAAAGUGGAAAUCCGUGUUGUGACUUGCAGCAUGGACAAAAACUGUGACUAUUCAAAUGUUCUUAACAUCUAAACAGAUGGCAGGUAUUGGCAGGUAUUUUACUUUAAAAAGAUUCUCAAGUAAAAGCACUGUUAAAAGCUUAAGAGCAUGAAUGCAUCUUUUAUAAUGCAUAACUGUUUUUUUGUUUUUCUUUAACAGAUUAAAUCAAAUGUCUUAAAAGCUCUGCUGUGUUUCAUAUUGGUGGUUUCUACUAAAACACAAGGGAAAUUAGAUUUAUAGUUAAUAAAAAUGGUUCUUUUCCAGUUGGAAUUAUUUUAUUUCAUUAUCACGUUGGUCUUGAGAAGGUGCUCGAAAUCUGGAUUCCCAAAGCAAGAAAAACAACAAAAUUACAUUCUGUCUCAUGUGAAGCAAGUUGCAUCACAGAAAAUGUAAAAGUUUUAUAACUUGAAGCUUGUUGUUUUGGUUUCAGUGAACAGGAAAAUAACCAUUUACACUUCCACGAUUCCAUGUCUCACAGGUAUAUUUUUUGGUGCACCUAUACAUACUGUGGUUAGAUUUGCAUAGACCCAUAUCACUCAGUUGAAAAAAAAAGAAAGAUGUUGUGAGCUUUUGGUUAACCAAGAGAUUACCAUAUGGGUGAUUUUGAUCCAACUUCUCAUGAAAGAAUAUAACCAAACCUCAGAAUAUUCUACCAGUGAUAUUUCUUUUCUUUUUUUCUUUUUGUUGCUGAAAGUAAGAUGUUGAAAGCUUGGUCUAUGUGGUUUAUGCAUUUGGCGAUGCAGUUUGAGGAUACAGUGAUGUUCUUGUAUCAAGGAAAAUACAUAUUACAUAUUUGUUUUUCUCAGUAAAUAUACUUCUAAUCAGGCUGGAUCUGAAAUGUCCAUAAGAUGUUGGUAACAACCAAACAAUUCUAUGCAGAAAUUAAAAAUCUAAGCAUUAUAUAGAAACAUACGUUUCUAUAUAAUGUCCACAGUAUUGUUUUUUGGGCAUAUUCUCAAAUGAAGACUGAAAUGCUAAGCCACAAUAAAUUAGUCCACAAAUUAAGGUAUGCAUAAAAAUAGAAUUACAAAUGAAAUAAGAAUUGAACACACUUGCUGAAUUUGAAUAUUAAGUAAAGUCUUUGUUGUUAAUGGUAGAUUCAGAGUAGAUGUAAUCUUGACAGAUUCCUUCAUAAAAAAUUGUUAAAUUGUGUUUAACCUUUUAUACAUGUACAUGUCAUGUAUGGAAGCAUGGCAUACAAAUAAAUAAUGAGUUUAUCAGGUAACAAAUCAGCAGCAAUACUGUUAGCUGUCCCUUUUUAACUUUGCUUAGCUCUUUUUGUCAAUGCAUCACAACAGAAGAUCAGAGAGCUGUGCUAAACAUAUUUGAACAAAUCAAUUGGUGCUUCCUGUCAGAUGUUGCUUUGCAGUCUGCAGGUAAAGAUGAACUGAUAACAGUGUUCAAGCUGUGGCUGCACAGCUAAGAUGUCAUCUUUUGUAGCAUUAUCCAGACUGAUCCUGAUGUAAAGACUUACAAGAUGCUUUUUGACAGGGUAAAUAAAUAUAAAGAAAAUCUAGCAUUGAACCAUUGCUCCUCAAACAGGAAAAUAGCUUUUAGCUAAGCUUUGUUAGCUACUGGAAGGCAUGAAAGUCAGCACCUGGAAUACCGAGAAGCUAACAAUUAGCACCCUGAAUUUCAAUUGCUUAAGUUAACAGAAAACGCUCAAAGAAAGUGUAGGUAAACUUUAAUUUUUAGCAGUGGCUGUGAAAAUGCCUCUAAUUAACAAAACAGCAGAGAUUUACUAAAACAUAUUACAAAAGUCUUGCAGACGGCCUUCGUUCAAGAUGUCUCGUGGCCAUCAAGACCGCUUAUGUUCAUCAUGUCAAGAUCAUCAUUAAUAAGAGGUGUGUUAAAACACUAAUAAAAUGUGCCGUUCUUUCACAGCACAAUAAAAAAUUUGAAUUCUGAGUUUAUUCAUUUAAAAGCAUUACUGGACUGUAACUCAGCAUCAGCUGAUGUCUAUUCUCCAAUUACCGGUACAUGGAUUGGUAUUUAAAAAAAAAAAAAAUAUCGUGAUCAGGACACUCUUGACAUGUCAACGCGAAAAGCAGGUCCAAUAGUGGAAAAGCAGAAGAAAAAAAAGAUGGUCAAGAUAGUUCAGACAGGGUGUAAAGACAGAAAGUCUGUGGGGAAAAAAUGUUUUGGAUUUGUAAAUAAUCAUCUAAAAGUCAGAAAUAAGCAACAUCAAAACUAAGUAGAACAAAGCAUUAAAAUCUGGACAAGAGGCAAAUCAAUGUGACUAAAUGUGACAAAUCCUCAAGACAAUUAACAUAUUUACAUCAGACUGACAAAAGUUCAAAGAUCACGAAGUACUACACAGUUACAAACUUGUUAACGUAUUCUGAAAGGGGAUGUGGUGUAAAGAUUGCCUCAGAUAUGCAAACAUUAGGCACAAACUUUUGCAUAAAGGCAGCAACUUCACCUUCCAACAACCUAAGGCUUUAUUGGCUGACAUCAUGAAGAGUCUGGGUUAUUUCCUGCUGCUCAACAUUCUGUCAUGUCUCGCACAAACUGUCCUUGGGAAUGAUAUUAUACAUGGGGAAAAGGUCCAAGAUGACUCGAUGCAGUACAUGGUCUCAGUGCAAACCAAUGUAGGUCACGUAUGUGGAGGAUUUCUGAUCAAUGAGGAAUAUGUGGUCACUGCAGCACACUGUGGUGGAAAUGAACUGAAAUACGUUCUUCUGGGAGACCACAACCUCAAGAGUUCAAACAUAAAGAAAGUGGGAGUUAAUUCCACAUGCAAACCCCGUGAUUAUGUGACCCUACAACAUGGCAAAGACAUCAUGCUUCUUCAACUGUCUGAGAAAGUUCUUCUAAACAAUGAUGUGAAAACAAUUCCCCUUCCUUUGUCUAAAAUAACCUUAAGAGAUAAUCAAGAAUGCUCUGUGGCUGGAUGGGGUAAAACUGAGUACAGCGAUUAUAGUAAUGAACUGAGAAUGGUGAACGUGUCAAUCAUAAAUCAACAAACCUGCCGAGAGCAGUGGGACAAUAACCUUCCCCGCAAUGUGAUCUGUGCCGGUGGAUUUGGUAUAAAUAAAGGAUUUUGUCAGGGUGAUUCUGGUGGCCCUCUGGUGUGCAAUGGGAGAGCUGUUGGUGUUGUGUCAUUCAACAGAGGUUUCAACUGUCACUACCCGGAUAUACCCAACGUCUACACGGAUAUUUCUAAAUAUCUUCCUUGGAUCAACAAAGUUGUGAAUGAAAAGAAAUGUAUAUAAUUUUUUUUUUCCUCACUGUCGCUGUACAUUGAAGCAGAAAUUGUGGCAGUUUUGCAAAUGUGCUGCUCUAAUCUCAAGAUGUUGAAUAAACUCGUGUCCUAGUA
Messenger RNA from Xiphophorus maculatus (southern platyfish), 3700 nucleotides. Its product is annotated as mast cell protease 8-like. Gene Ontology annotation, molecular function: serine-type endopeptidase activity. The transcript is spliced from 6 exons. Gene Ontology annotation, biological process: proteolysis. Lineage: Eukaryota; Metazoa; Chordata; Actinopteri; Cyprinodontiformes; Poeciliidae. Bases 2733 to 3596 code for a protein of 287 amino acids. The record is from RefSeq and is a predicted model, not a curated record.